UGAGCUUUAAUCUUUGAACCUUUUGUUUGAAGCUCCUCGUUAUUCCAGUAGCUCAACAUCCUGCAAAAUGGUAGUUGAAACACAUUACAAAGGCAUAAACAAACGCAAAAUUCUCUCACUAUGUGAUUUAUUUCUAACAAAAUUUGGUUCUCGGGGUUUAACUGUACAUGCAGGGAUAUGAUGCAUUAAGUGUACUCAUUUUCUAUUUUUCUUCUAGUAUUUAUCUUCUUAAUUUUCCUAUUUAGCAUUUUAAAAGUGAGCCAAUAGCGAUAUACUCUUGUAUUAAAAUGAAACUAGAAUUUCAUGGAAGAAAGUCUUUUUUUGGUCCACCGCAAUGUACUGACUGCAAACCAAUUUUUCCAUCAAUUGGUUGGUGUUUCUUCAGUAGUGAGUGGGAUGGAUUUGUGUUUUCUGCUAUUUUUUAUUCAAAACAAAUGUGGAUGGAGUCAUGGGUAAGGAUGUGUAUGCUUCAGCAGUGAUUUGCAUAUAUUUUUGACCUUUGGACUGUGAAUUGAGUCUGGCAUGGAGUCAUACUAUAGUAUCUAUUACCUUUGGACCUCACAGUAAAGGGUACAGCUUCCUAGUUCGUUCUACUUUUAUGAUCCAUCCAUUGUUAGAGAUUCAUGCUUAAUAUACGAGUGAUAUGCUUUGGCUGCCUAUGAACCAAGAGGCUAACCAAAUUCCUGAAGUUUCAAGAACCUAGGAUCGCCUUCUUUCUUUUCCAUUCCUUUUACUUUUAUAUUGGUUGGGAUGGGAGGUACAAGAGGGUUCUAAACAGAAAGUUCUCUUGCUUCUUGGAUGAAUCUACACUUCUGCAUUUUGUUGAAGAGAUGUCUCCUUUUCCUUUUCUGAAAGCAUUGCUUGGGAUGCAGAGUAACCUUCCUUUUGUUUAUCUAUCAGGUCCCCUAAAAAGACUGGAGAGAUUGCUAAGUCAAUCAGGAAACAAGACUUGUGCCGAUUGUGGAUCUCCAGAUCCAAGAUGGGUGUCGUUAAGUUAUGGAGUUUUUAUUUGUAUCAAGUGUUCAGGCGUUCAUAGAAGCCUUGGGGUACAUCUAUCGAAGGUUCUAUCAAUCAAGCUAGAUGAAUGGACAGAUGAACAGGUGAACGCUCUGAUAGAUUUGGGUGGCAAUACAGCUGCAAACAAGAAAUAUGAAGCUUCUAUGCCAGACGAUUAUAGAAAACCAAGACCAGAUGCCUCUACAGAGGAGCGUUAUGAUUUUAUUAGGAGAAAAUAUGAGCUGAAGGAAUUUUCAAACUGCGAUGACAAAAUGUCCAGCCCAUUUCCAGGUUCUAUAAGUUCAUUACCCACUCCUUCAAAUAGUUGUCCUUCCCAAGACAAGAAACAGUAUGAAAAACAAGCAACCAGGCAUCGUAUUGGGAAUGCAUUUCGUAACAGCUGGGGAAGAAAAGACUCCGAGCACAAGCACACAAAAAAGAGCUACUCUUUGGCAGGUAUGGUUGAAUUUAUUGGAUUAAUCAAGGUUAAUGUAGUCAAAGGAACUAACCUAGCUGUCCGGGAUGUGAUGACUAGUGAUCCAUAUGUAAUCAUUUCCUUGGGCCAGCAAUCAGUGAGGACACGCGUCAUAAAGAACAACCUGAAUCCAAUCUGGAAUGAAAGUCUAAUGUUGUCAAUUCCAGAACAGAUUCCUCCUCUGAAAGUGCUUGUUUAUGACAAGGAUACAUUCUCAACCGAUGACUUCAUGGGGGAGGCUGAGAUAGACAUUCAACCACUUGUUGCUGCUGCUAAAGCGUAUGAGAAUUCAACCAUCACUGAGUCAAUGCAGCUUGGUAAAUGGAUAGCAGGCCAGGAAAACACCCUUGUUAAAGAUGGAAUUAUCACACUAGUAGACGGAAAGGUAAAGCAAGAAAUCAGCCUCAAGCUAAAGAAUGUAGAGAGAGGGGUGCUGGAGAUUGAGCUUGAAUGUGUUCCUCUUACCCAAUAGUUACAUAGAGACACUAAGAAACUAAAAACAUGGUGAUACCAUAUUUGAAAUUGGCUUUGAAUGUUGAAUUCACCAUGGAAGAACCUUUUAACCUGCUGUUGUUGUAAACUGUUGUAGCCCUUGUUUCAUUACAAAUAAUUUGCCUGACAGGAAUUAUUAGGGUUUCCAUUAACGAAUUGUAUAUAGCUUGUGUGAUUUUAUAACGCCAACACCAGCGAUGCAACCAAAUUUUGUAUCCUGACGAAUCUUUUUUCGGUUGGUGCAAAAUCUUCAGGGUUCUGCAACUUCCUUGA
Populus euphratica (Euphrates poplar) is the source of this 2236-nucleotide messenger RNA. RefSeq names its product probable ADP-ribosylation factor GTPase-activating protein AGD11. Gene Ontology annotation, molecular function: phospholipid binding; GTPase activator activity. The record is from RefSeq and is a predicted model, not a curated record. The coding region runs from base 831 to 1943 and encodes 370 amino acids. Lineage: Eukaryota; Viridiplantae; Streptophyta; Magnoliopsida; Malpighiales; Salicaceae. The transcript is spliced from 7 exons.